Molecule: messenger RNA, 3369 nt
Organism: Anarrhichthys ocellatus (wolf-eel)
Lineage: Eukaryota; Metazoa; Chordata; Actinopteri; Perciformes; Anarhichadidae
Product: chondroitin sulfate synthase 3-like
Exons: 3
Coding region: 511-2943 (810 amino acids)
Cellular component (GO): Golgi cisterna membrane
Molecular function (GO): glucuronosyl-N-acetylgalactosaminyl-proteoglycan 4-beta-N-acetylgalactosaminyltransferase activity
Source: RefSeq, a predicted model, not a curated record
CGUGACCGAGGUUCCGCGGAUGACGGACCACAUGACCGCAGUUCUGGAGCGGGGCUAAAGUGAGCGACAACAGCUCAACGACGGACGAGCUGUUGUAAGGACGAGAAACCGACGCGUCCGCGACAUUAUUGGACCAGCUAGAUUAAUGCGGCUAGAAAAACCCCACAGUGGUGACGUUUAAUGUUAGCACCCGUUAGCCACGACGCUACGGUGAAUGAUGAAAAGCCAGCGGGACUCUUACUUGGUUGUCGGGACGCGCGGGAUGGAACUUAGGUAUAAAAUACUGUGAUAGGGUUUGUUAUGGGACGGGCGAGCCUUGAGGAUGGGGCGGACUACUCGGAGUGGGAUAUGUGUUUAUUCACAUGAGUUAUGCUUUCAUAAGGUGGAAAGUGUGUUUUUCCACAGCUGCUGAUGUCCAUACACGUCAGCACCCCCCAGACAACGGUAGCAUUCAUACAUUUAUUACUCUCCAUUCACCGCAGAGCUAAACUCUCCGUGGGAUAAGCGGCCAUGGCUGUGAAAUCAAGAAGACCGUGGACGACCGUGAUUUUCGGCGUCUUUCUCGGAUUCACCGUGUCCUCUUGGCUCAUCGUGCCUCAGGUUCUGGAGAGUAAAGGGAAGAAAUCUCCCGUGUGUUCGUACUACAGCGAGUCCUCCGUCGGUAAAGGUCCCGCCAUCCUCGGGAACACUGCGGCUAUCAAAGACCGGGACAGCCCGCAGAUCAGUCAGGAGGAGGACGGGGUAUCCGGUACCGGGAACAGCAGCGGAGACACCGGGAGACCCACGAGCAGACCGAAGCGUUUCCUCUAUGUCGGCGUGAUGACAGCGAAGAAAUAUGUGAGGUCUCGCGCCGUGGCUGCGUACAAGACCUGGGUGGGCUCCAUACCCGGGAAGGUGGAGUUCUUUUCCAGCGCUGGGUCUGGCGCCGUCCACGUGCCCGUCCCCCUCCCGGUCGUCUCGCUGGCGGAUGUGGACGACUCGUACCCGCCUCAGAAGAAGUCAUUCAUGAUGCUGAAGUACAUCCACGACCACUACCUGGAUAAAUACGAGUGGUUCAUGCGCGCGGAUGAUGACGCUUAUAUAAGAGGUGAGAAGCUGGAGUUGUUCCUGCGGUCGCUGAACAGCAGCAAGCCUCUGUAUCUGGGCCAGACGGGCCUGGGCAUGGCCGAGGAGCUGGGCCGACUGGCCCUCGAGCCCGGAGAGAACUUCUGCAUGGGGGGCCCUGGGAUGAUCUUCAGCAGAGAGGUUCUACGCAGGAUGGUCCCUCACAUCGGUACCUGUCUGAGGGAGAUGUACACCACCCACGAGGACGUGGAGGUGGGCCGCUGUGUGCGGCGCUUUGGAGGAACACAGUGUGUGUGGUCCUAUGAGAUGCAGCAGCUCUUCUAUGAGAACUACCAACACAACAAGAAAGGUUUCAUUGAGGAACUUCACAGUAGCAAGAUCCACAAUGCCAUUACGCUUCACCCCAACAAGAAGCCCGCCUACCAGUACCGGCUCCACAACUUCUUGCUGAGCCGUGAGAUCUCCAGGCUUUGUUACCGCACCAUCCUGCUCCACCGCCAAGGCCUGGUUAUGAGUUACCUCAGUGACACAGAAGUCCUGUGGGAGGACCAGCAGCUGGGGUCCCCACCUUCCUACAUGCGCUACAAGCCCACUGAGAGAAAUUAUGUCAUCGAGUGGGAUUUCCUGACUGGCCACCAUAUUUAUUCUGCUGCGGAGAACAAAGUAGCCAGGCAAAGCCUUGGGAACUCACUUCGGACUGCACUCGAAGGCAUCAUUCUCCAGGUGAUGGAGAUGAUUAACGAGAAUUUGAAAACUCGUGGUCGUGUAAUUGACUUUAAAGAGAUUCAGUAUGGCUACUACAGGGUGGAUCCAAUGCAUGGUGCAGAAUACAUCAUAGACUUACUGCUUCUGUACAAGAAACAUAAGGGACGCAAAAUAACAGUGCCUGUGAGGCGGCACGCUUACCUUCAGCAGUCCUUCAGCCAACCCUUCUUUACCGAAACUGACGAGCUAGAUGUGGCUGAACUUGUGGCUGCCAUCAACUCUGAAUCCCAAUCCCUUUCUUUCCUGUCCAACUCUCUGAAGUUCUUGUCACCUUUCCAAGUCUAUGAAUCAAACAGGGAACUGUGGGAGCAGAGCCAGAGGAAGGUCAACAUCCUUGUCCCAUUAUCCGGUCGCUAUGACACCUUUGUCCGCUUUAUGGAGAACUUUGAGAAGGUGUGUUUGAUACCCAAACAAAAUGUUAAGCUCUCCAUCAUUCUGGUGGAAAAUGGGAGCGAUCAGAACCAAGGCAAACACAGUCAGUUAAUCAGAGACUACUACAGGAAGUAUCCCAAAGCUGACCUGUCCCUAAUCCCCAUGACAGGCAACUUCUCACGAGGACUGGCUCUUGAGCUGGGCUCCUCGCAGCUUGAUAAUGACUCCCUACUCUUCUUCUGCGAUGUUGAUCUCAUCUUUAGUGGUGAUGCCUUGCAACGCUGCAGAGACAAUGCUGUCCAAGAGAGACAAGUCUAUUUCCCAGUUGUCUUUAGUCAGUACAACCCCAAAAUAGUGUACUCUAAGAAGGCCCCGAGAGAAAACAAAUUUGUGCUGACCAAGAAAAGUGGUUUCUGGCGAGAUUACGGAUUCGGAAUCACCUGUGUAUUCAAAGGUGACUUACUAAAAGCUGGAGGUUUUGACACCUCAAUCUUAGGUUGGGGACUGGAAGACGUAGACUUGUUCACAAAAGUUAUUAACUCUGGUUUAAAAGUGUUGCGCAGUCAGGAACCAGGACUUGUCCACGUCUAUCAUCCCGUCCAAUGUAACACAAGUCUCGAGCAGAGGCAACACAAAAUGUGCCUCGGGUCGAGAGCAAGUACGUUUGCAUCGACAAUGCAGUUAGCAGAGCUGUGGCUGGAGAAACACAUAGAGGCGGGGUACAACAGAACUUCAUCCUGACACUCCGGCCCUACGGAACCCUCCAUACAAGUUUACCUCAGUUCUGCUUGUAUGCAGACAGCGAUGGAUUGUGUGUGUGUGUGUGUGUGUGUGAGUGUGUGUGUGUUGUAGUGUGACUGUGGAUCAGAGGUCUUAGGCUGUAAUAUUUGACCCGGAGAGAACCCUGAAAGCAGUAGACCCAACACCGAAGGAAUCCAGAGAAAAUAGUACACAAACAGAACAGAGUCUAGGAUUACAGCCUGUGCAAAACAAGUGUCUGCUACCUUAUCUAGUUCUAGACCACUGACUAAAUACAAAUUGGCUGUUGGUUGGUACAUUGGACAUUAUACAGAGUUAUUCAUGUGGAAUUUGCUGUGACAAUGAUGCAAAUAUUGAGCUUUGGGACUUUUAUUGCAGUUCCUUCGGGUGUGGGUUAGAGGUAGCUAA